Molecule: messenger RNA, 2687 nt
Organism: Spirodela intermedia
Lineage: Eukaryota; Viridiplantae; Streptophyta; Magnoliopsida; Alismatales; Araceae
Source: the annotation of a GenBank genome assembly
AUGGAAGAUUAUCGGACGAGGUUCUCGCCGGAAAGGUUUCCACGCCAUUUGUCUCUGCCGCCGGCCUUUUUGCCGGAGAACGGGAAGACGGAGCUUGCGGGCUCGGUGGGCGGUCGUCGGGCCGGGAUUAACUCGGCGACGAUGAAGGGGGAAACGAAGGGAAGGAAAGUUCGGGUCGCCUUCCAUACGAGAAGCCAUGUGGACAUACUCGACGACGGAUAUCGGUGGCGGAAGUAUGGGCAGAAGGUCGUGAAGGACGAAAAGUUCCCAAGGUUACCACACCCAUCUUCCUUCCUUCCUUCCUCUCUCUCUCUAUUCCCCCUCUUGAAUCCGAAAGUCGUGGAAAGGAUGAGACUGUGAGAGGUUUAUGGUGGCGCAAGUAGAUCAGACGACUUCCCGCUGCAUGCGAUUCCUGAGUUUCGCGGACAUCUUUUGAAGGAUAACUGCGUUUAAACCUAUCCAACUUUCUAGUAGGACUUGAUCAUCAUAUGAGAGUACGAAGAGGGAAGAUGCAUUUAUACAAAUAUACACACAAACAUACAUACAUACAUACAUACAUACAUACAUACAGCGAGAGAGAGAGAGAGAGAGAGAGAGAGAGAGAGAGAGAGAGAGAGAGAGAGAGAGAGAGAGAGAGAGAGAGAGGAUUCAACCCAAUCUUGGCAAGGAUCCUCACUUGGUUUCCCCUCUCACACUCUCACUAGAAACUCUUAUAAUGAUGGCUAAUUAGCUUUUGGGAGCACAAGAACUUGUUUGGAUCUCUUUAUGUCAAGCUAGAGUACAUAUCAUAUAAAAGAGUGGGUAUGUUUCUUGAAAAGGGUUGGUUUGAUUUUUCUCUAAUUCCUUUCUUUCUUGGCUGCUAGACUCUAGAAGGCAAGAUAUGGUAUUUCAAACACAAUUUUAUAAUGAUUACAUCACCUGACCUAUUGCACUCUUUUACUACAUAUGUUCUUGCUUAUUGGGGUUCCACUAAAUUCUUAUUGAAAUAUUUAUGAAUUAAAAGAGUCUUCAUUUAUUUUCAUUAGAUUUAACAUUUUGAAUCAAGUCAGGAUACUACUUAAAAAUAUUCUUCUAGAUUUACGGUUAUAGGGGGUCAAAUUAGAGAAAACAUUCUUCUCUAUUUGAUAUUCACAACUCUAAGGGACCAAAUAGAGGUGACUAAUUUAUUUGAUAUUUAGCCCUCUAGAGCCAUCAUGGCUCUAGAGGGCUAACUAUAGGAAACCUACCUCUCUCUUCUAGAUUUAAAACUCUAUGGGGCCAAACAAGAUUAAUGUCUAUUAAUUUCCUCUAGAUUAAUGCUCUAAUUGAGCUUUGGAUACAAAUACAUUCUAAACAAGUGUAAUUUUUUUUAACAUUCUUUUGCACUCAGUUCUAAUCUUCUCAAGGCUUGAAUUUAAUUUCUUGUUUGGAAGCUUAACAACAAGGAUCCCUUUUUGUACCUUUCGAUGUUUCUCCUUCUUCAUCUCUUGUUCUUGAUUUCUUGUUGAUCUUCCAUAUCUUUGGUUGAAGAGAGACUUCUCAUAUAUAUUCCUGGUUUUUUAUUUGAUUUAUUUGAUUUUGAAUGAUUGUUGAACAUCCUAAAUCAAGUGUGCACUCAAUGGUUGUCUUGUUCCCUCCCCUCAUGUGUUAACACAUAAUAUAUUAGGACAUAGAGAAAAUGUGCAUAUAAUAUUAUUUAAAAUAUUUAAUACAUUUAAAAAUACCAUUUUAUGCCUAAUGUUGAAUUAAUGUAAUUCAAGGCUUUUCACAAUAGCAAUGAUCAAACUGGCCAUAAUACUCAAUUUUAGAAUCACAAACUUUAUUGGGAUUAUUCUUCUAGAUGUUAUUAUCAUCAUAAAAUAUGUAAGUCAUGAAUGAACUCAUAAGUUCAAGCCUUGUGUCUUGAUUUCAUGGGUUUUGGCAAAAUCUGAAACUUUGUUAUAGUCAUUGAAUAAUGAAUGAUAAAUAGUACAUACAUUCCAUAUUAGCUUAGGAGUUAGUGAAUGAAUUGAAAAUGUCUGCCAAGUGUAAAUUUUAACUAGGAGUCAAUAUUCCAUCUCUCUCUAGCAGUCAAUAUUCCAACUUUGAACGGUUUUCUUUCUUUCACUAUCUUCCUCUCUCUAUGUCUCUAUUAAUCUUUCUGUGUGCCUAAUUUAAUGUUGUUACAUUAUUAUCUCUUUCUCUCUUUCCUAACUAUGUGUACCCAUUUUAAUGUUGUUGCACUCUAUUCAACCUCUCUCCCUCUCAUGCUUUAUGUCCACCAAUUUAAUUUUGUUGGACUUCUUUCUUUCUCAUCUAUCUUGAGGUUAUUAAUCCAAAUUUGAAAUGCUCAAUUUCACAAUCAUUAUAUUCCUCAUCUCUAUUUCUAACUCUAUUAUCUCCCCAAACUUUCAAUAGUUGAAGAUUUCUUUGUUGCAAUAUUAUCUCUCUCUCUCUCUCUAUUUGUCUUUUAAUUUAUUAAUGUCUUCUUCAAUCUUCUUCACAGAAGCUACUACCGGUGCACUCACAAUGGGUGUGGUGUUAAGAAGCAGGUGCAGAGGUUGUCAAAGGAUGAGGAGGUGGUGGUGACAACCUAUGAGGGGAUGCACUCCCACCCUAUUCAGAUGCCAACUGACAGCUUUGAGCGGAUCUUGAGGAGAAUGGAUCUGCUUGCCAAUUUCCACCCACAUGGUGCACAACAUGGGGCCAUUCUCUCUAUUGAAGGAUAG